UUUCCCAUCUAAAUAGUUAAUCAUAAGUAAUCUCUAGUUUAAAAAACUAUAAGCCGGUUGGACGAAAUGGUAUAAAUGCGAAAAUUCUUAAGCUAUUUGAUAUUCAACGCUUAUGCAAACUGUUUAUCAACAUAUUCACGGGGCAAAUACCAAAUACAGAUUGGCUAAGAAAUCAACCUUCGUUGCAAUACGAAAGAAGCACAAUGCCAGUUUCUGCGAAAAGCACCGUUUAAUUAGCUUAUUGAGCUACGUGCAUUCCUAAAAAUGAUACAUAAGCGAAUUUAGAAAUGUGAAGAAAUGAACCUCCACUUUCAUUACGCAGGGAAUACCUAAGUGAGAAAUUUAUAGUUAAAGUAGCGGUUAACGAUAAACUGCUAUUAAAUAAAAUUGUUCAUCUAACCACCUCAUACCUAACUCAUUAUUACUGGGAAAAAAGAAACUGUUUUUAAUUGUGGAAAGCUUUCUCAACGUUUCCAAUUCCAUUGGCGACAUACACCAAAUAGAACAAAGCUCGUCUCGAAAACUAAAUUAUGAAGAUUAUUUAUCUCCAGUAAACUGUCAUUUAAGUAAUAUUCGUGCGACAGACUUCCUUACUAAAAUAGACCACCUUCAGUGUGUACAAAACAACGGAGGGAGUUAUCAAAAAUUAUAUACGGAUGGUUCAAAAAUGGAAGGAAAAGUUGGAUAUGCUAUAUAUUACCCACAAAAAAAGUAUAAAAAUAAACAACAGAUUACCUGAUAAAAUGACAAUUUUCACAGCUGAACUCAUUGCAAUCAAAUAAGCAUACAAAAUAUGUAUUAAUCAAAAAGAACUCAAUUAUGUUAUAUUUACAGACUGCCAAAGCAUUGUAAAGAAAUUGAAAUAUAAUAUACAUAAUUUUGCAGAAAAUUAUAUCAUCAGUGACAUCAUAGCAAUAAACAGUGAAGCUUUGAAAUCGGGCAAAAAUAUAAUAUUGUGCUGAAUAAAAGCACACAUUGGUAUAAAAAACAACGAAAUAGUAGAUGAUCUGGCUAAAAAAGCAACAACGAAGAAAUCCGCUCUGCAAACCUAUCAACUUCCUAUGUGAGACAUAAUUUCUAUUAUCAGAUCUAUCAAACGGACGAAAUGGCAGGAACAAUACAAUAAUUCAGACAAAGGAAAUUAUUACAAAAAAAUCCAGCCUACACUUCCCAUCAAGACAUGGUUUAAUCAAGUUUCCAACAGAGGCUUUAUCAAAACUAUUUGUCGAAUAAGAAGUAAUCACUGUCUGAUUCCAGUCUACAAAAGAGAAAUAGGACUUGUAGAUAAUGAUGAAUGUUUAUGUGGAGAGCUAGCUGAUCUACAACAUAUGCUGUUAGAAUGUCCUUUACAUUUGAUUGAAAUAUCAAAUUUCUAUACCAAUCUAGUUCAAGUUAAUGUACAAUUUCCUUUUAAUCUUAUAUACCUUUUACAAUCAAACAGGGGGGACAGAGUUGCUCGCGUCCGUGGUCUAUCGUAAGGUACGAUCACACGUGUCCCCUGGGUAACGCUAAAUGAGCAGCAGCGAUUCGUCGUUACGCGCGCUGAUCCAUGAGUGUACGAAUCCCUACUCGAAACGGCCCUUCUCAGGGCAGCGACGCAGACCUCAAAGUCAUCUUCUGGAACGCUGGAGGUCUAAGCAACAGCAAGUUUUUAGAACUCAAACGAAGCGUUCUCGAAAAGAACGUUGAUAUAUAUGUCAUUGUAGAGGCAGGAGCCGCUACAGACACACCUCACCUCUACUCUACAGUUGGCUAUUCAACCCAUGUGCUGAAGAGGAGUCGACAAGUAGCGUCAGGAAUUAUCCCCCAAGGAAUCAAAACCCCUCUAGUAUGCAAGACUAACAUAAUCCACGAAAUGCAGGAUAGAGAUAAACUGGAAAUGUUCCAGGUCAAAGUCUGGAAAAACUCGAAACGUCACCCUUUUCUUACUAUACAAUCCGCCAGAUAAUAUAACUGCAUUGGAAUUGGUAGAGCAACAAAUCCAGCCAAGUACCAUCAUAAUUGGAGAUUUCAAUAGUCCAUCCACGAGAUGGGGCUACUCUAGAACCACCAACGUUGGGAAACACCUCGAGGACUUUUUGGAUAACAACUAUCUUGAUGUAGUGAACACCCCACCUACGUUCUUAUCGUUUAGAGGAAGUCAAUCAAGGCCCGAUCUUGUCGUAACACACCCACACAUUACAGGGAAGACCAGUGUAACCCUCCUGGACGACGCAGCAGGCUGUGGUCACCGCGCUCUGCUAGUGACAUGCAAACUGGCAAAGGACAAAAAAGCCCAAAAUCGCGCCCCGCGCUGGAAUUUUAAAAAGGCGGAUUGGAAAAAGUACAGGGAAUGCACAGAUGAAGUCCUUACUCAACUAACACUACAAGAACCAGAAGAAGCAGCAAAGAAAGUAACCGAGGCCAUACUUAAAUGUGCAAAAGAGUGCAUACCGCGAGGUCAAAUUAAGGGCUAUAAGACUUUCUGGUCCCCAACGCUAUCCAAAUUGAAAGCUGCCAGAAAUAAAGCCAGGGGCAAAGCUGAAAAAUCCAGGCAAAUGAACGAUUGUGUAGAGCUUCGAAAGAGACAAGCGAUCCUAACUCAAGCCAUUAAGUCAGGGAAAAGAGAAGCUUUCAAAUCCUUCCUUGCUAAGCUCGACUUCCGAAAAGACGGCGUCAAAGCGCACAGGUUCGUUACUACGCUAAACAAUGAUGGAAACAAGCAACAGCAAAUGCCAAUGAGAGGCAUGGCUAGAGAACUCACUACACAUGCCGAUAUAGCAAACGAACUCUGUAAACACUACACAAAAGUGAGUAAUAUUAAGAUAAAUAAGAGGGAGAAAGCAAGACUGUUGCGCUAUCCCCCUCCCCGGCGGAUGAGCAAAAGUAUAAAGGACAUCUGUACAGAAGAUUUCUCGAUAUCAGAGCUGGAAGCGGCUCUCUCUGACACAAAAACGAAAAAGGCAGCAGAGAUUGACGAGUUGUACCCGGAAAUGCUUAAAUAUCUGGGAGCCGCAGCCAAAAACACCAUUCUGAACUUGAUUAACCUAACAUGGAAUUCAAGAGUCCCAAGUCAAUGGAGGAAGAGCGAGGUCAUACCCACCCUAAAGAAACAAAAAGACCCGAGCCUGACUGAUAGCUACCGGCCAAUAUCCCUCACAAGCUCCUUAUGCAAAGUAGCCGAAAAAAUGGUUCUGGACAGACUGAACCGAGCCAUAACCCAUCUUGAACUGAUUGACGACGCACAAGCUGGCUUCAGGAAACACAGGAACACCAUGGACCAUGUAGUCGAGUUUGCUCAAAAAGUCAAGGAUGCUUUCCACCGUAAGAUGUCAACAGUUGCAGUGCUAGUAGACCUCAAAGCUGCAUACGACAUAGUAUGGAGAGGUUUGCUGUUACACAAGAUAGCGAAGUCUGGAAUUGACGGUAAACUGUUCAAUUGGAUAAAAUCUUUUCUCGGUGAAAGGUAUCAGAGAGUCAAAUUUCACAACCAUUAUUCCAAAUUCAGACUACAAAGACAAGGGCUGCUACAAGGAGCUGUCAUCAGCUGUCAAUUGUUCAACCUAAUGAUAAACGAUGUGCUCGCAAUGAUUAGAAGGACACCUGGUGUUGAUGCCCUCCUGUAUGCCGAUGACCUCCUAAUAUGGGCAUCAAGUAGCAGUCUGAAAGCGCUCGAGGGAGUAGUGAACCAGGCUCUCAAAAAUCUAGAAAAAUGGGCGGAUGAAAACUGCCUAACUGUCAGUACAACCAAAACCUUAUAUCAAGUACUUACCCUUUCAACAAAGCAGACUGCUGUCAAGCUGACAUACAAAGGAGUCGACCUGGAAAGAGAGGAUGUAACGAAAUACCUGGGGGUGUACAUAGAUAAGAAAAUAGCGUGGAAACCUCAAAUCGACGACAUUGCAGAGAAAGCCACAAAGAGAUGUCGACUGCUCAAACGUCUCACAGCAACAAAAUGGGGCGCCACGCAAGAUGUCUUGGUAGCAACAUACAAAACCUAUGUCAGGCCGAUACUAGAAUAUGGGAGUGAAGCUACAAUAACUGCGAGUACAAACACCACCUCCAAGCUUGAAGUCGCCCAGAACACUGCCCUUCGCGUCAUCACCGGUGCUCCAAAAUCAACACCGAUUACAUCAAUGGAAGCCCAGACCGGUAUUGAACCAAUACAAUGCCGCAGAGAGCAACACGCGUUAACCUUCUGGGAAAGGCAAAGACGAAUACUUCCACAAAAAUGGGACGAAUAUAGACAAGCAGCCUCACGUCUUAAAACACAAACCACUCCGCUUACAGUAGCAAAUCAAAUCAUGGAAAAAUACCACAUUGACCUGUCGAAAGCCGCCCCCUUCCCAGCGCAAACUACACUCGCUCGCGGUCUACCAAACACAGAAUUGCGUCUUGAAAACCAUAACGACCCGAAGCACUUAUCGUCAGACAUUGUCCUAAGGAAAGCCGCCCUAGAGACGAUACACACCAAUUACCCAGCGCAUGAGUGGCUCCACAUCUACUGCGAUGGCUCCUCGAUGCCGGACUCGGGAAGAACAGGAGCAGGAUAUGUCUCAACGUUCUCCAAAGGCUCCAUAGCUGUGGGUGCCCCUCUCACCAACUAUGAUGGCGAAAUUGCUGCUAUACACGAAGCCGCUAAAAGUCUCGAGAAUCUCCAACACCCCCAAAAAGUUGCCUUCUUCAUCGACUGCCAAGCCGCAAUCCUCGCCCUGUCGACAAAUCGAUAUACCGACUGUGCCCAAACAAUAUCUUGCCGCGUCCAACUAUCGAACUUGCUGGAAAAAGGGUGGCUGAUUACUUUACAAUGGAUCCCUAGUCAUGUCGGUGUUGAAGGGAAUGAAGCGGAGGAUGAACUUGCAAAAGAAGGCACUACUCUUCCACAGCCCCCUAGCUUCCAAUCGUACACAUCAGCAAAGUCCACCAUUAAAAGAGGAAUCAAAGCGAAGAUAAAAGACCAGCAAAUACAAGCCGGUGCUGGAAAAUCUUGGGCCCACCUAAUAGAGUCACCAAUCCCUCACAACUUGCCGAGACCCAUCAGUGUAGCCGCGUUCAGAACAACUACGGGGCAUGACUACCUGGCCUCCCAUCUACAUCGCAUCGGCGUCCGUGAAAAUGACAACUGUCCACUAUGUAAUCAGCCCCAGAUGGAUGCUGCUCACCUCCCAGAGUGCCCAGCCCUGAUAACAGACCCACCCGAGGAGGAUGAAGAUCGCCUACGAGAAACGGCUCGUCUAUACUGGUCAGCGCGCCGCCAAAUGGCUAACAUGCCAAGGGUGGGCGUUGGCUAGUAAGUAAGUAAGUAAUCUUCAAGUUUGCAUAUCAUUGGUUAUACCACAGUCCGGACUCUAAGCGAAAAGAUAGCAUCAGCAGCAACGAGAGUUAUGAACCCUUAGAUAAGAUCCAACGAUGCUCGAUAAGUUUGAUAGAAUGUAGCCUAUUUUUACCAAGAGACGAUCUCGCUUUU
This is a messenger RNA of Diabrotica virgifera virgifera (western corn rootworm), 5446 nucleotides long. RefSeq names its product probable RNA-directed DNA polymerase from transposon BS. The transcript is spliced from 2 exons. Lineage: Eukaryota; Metazoa; Arthropoda; Insecta; Coleoptera; Chrysomelidae. Bases 2538 to 5270 code for a protein of 910 amino acids. Gene Ontology annotation, molecular function: nucleic acid binding; RNA-DNA hybrid ribonuclease activity. The record is from RefSeq and is a predicted model, not a curated record.